This is a messenger RNA of Aspergillus chevalieri, 1515 nucleotides long. RefSeq lists its product as uncharacterized. The record is from RefSeq and is a predicted model, not a curated record. Gene Ontology annotation, biological process: transmembrane transport. The coding region runs from base 1 to 1515 and encodes 504 amino acids. Gene Ontology annotation, molecular function: transmembrane transporter activity. The transcript is spliced from 5 exons. NCBI's taxonomy places the organism in Eukaryota, Fungi, Ascomycota, Eurotiomycetes, Eurotiales, Aspergillaceae.
AUGAAAGAGUGUCACACCGCAGAGUUUACUCUUCUCCAAACAGCAUUGACGGAGCAAGAACUGGAACUGACACCGGAUGGAAAACACGUCCGCUGGGCCAACACGAAUCCACGACAUCCACGAAAUUGGCAUCCGCUACGGAAGGCUUACGAUAUAGGCGUCAUCAUUCUUCUGGAGUUUUAUACCACUGCUGUCAGCACAUCAGGAGCAACGGCCGCGAAAGAUGCUCGUCACCAAUUUGGAAUCAGUCUUACUCUGUCUAUAUUCCUCUACGUCUCUAGUUUUUCGUUAGUGCAGGGUGUCGGAAAUAUUUUAUUUCCACCUUAUUCCGAAACAUUUGGGCGAAAGGGGCUCUACGUGAUAAGCACGGCCAUCUUCAGCAUAUUCUGUGUCAUCAUUGCCGCCGUUCCAUCACCAGCAGCUUCCGUCGUUGGCCGUGCCGUGACCGGCUUCGUCUCCGCGAUUCCCAAUGUGGUGAUCACCGGUAGCAUCGAGGAUAUGUUCAAUUCACGGGAUCGCAUCUGGCUGGUAUUUGUGUAUUUCGCCAUCGCCGAUUUUGGGGUUGCUACGGGGCCCGUGAUGAGCAUGCACAUCACUACGCGUCUUGGAUGGAGAUGGGUGUUUUAUAUUUCCGCCAUGGUUACGGGGUUCCUAGGAGGACUGCUGUUGCUGAUCAAAGAAUCACGGCCGUCGCUCCUGCUGGCCCGGGAAGUCGAGCAUUUGCGGAAGGUGACUGGGGACGAGUCGCUCCAGCCGCUAAAUCCCGACCAUGCGCCCGACUUUCGCACCUUUGUGCGUACCGCUCUUCUUAGGCCAAUUCGCCUAUUUGCCACAGAACCUAUUGUGUUCAUUUGCGCGAUUAUGCAGGGGACCUCCGUCGCCUUGAUCUACCUGUUCACUGAAGCUUUGCCCCCGAUUUACCAGUCAAUGGGCUUCGCGCCAGCGCCAUCCAGCCUUCCAUUUUUCGCCAUUGCUCUUGGAUUCCUGGGCAACAUUGUUACUCGCCUCUGGGAUAUUCGCAUUGCCAAUCGCCAUCGGGAGAAGGGUCAUCCGCCGUUGCCCGAAAACAAACUGAUGGGUCUCUUUGUGGCCGCGCCGGCGUUGGCCACGGGCCUCUGGUGGUUCGCUUGGGUUAUUCCUCCGGCGAUCAAAAAUGUGCACUGGUUUGUGAGCUGCUUGCCGCUGUUCUUGGUUGGCUUUGCUCUCAACGAGUUCAGUAUUGUGCUGGCAGGGUAUAUGGCCGACAGCUACCUAGGUUACGCGGCCAGCGGGUUCGCGGCGCUUGCCCUCGCACGCUCAGUCCUGUCAGCCAUGUUUCCGCUCUUUGCGGACAAUAUGUUCAACGCACUAGGUUCGAAUGUUGCAGUCUCCGUUUUGGCAUCUGUGGCUACUGUGUUCUGUGCCACGCCAUUUCUUUUUACUUAUUACGGGCGGCGACUGCGGGAGAGGAGCCAGUUCGCCAAAUACAGUUUGCAGGUUUAUACCGAAAACACGGUGGACCAGGAGGGAUAUUAG